CAAUCUGACUGAAGCCGCGAAGUUGGUUGCAAUUGUUUUUUAUUCGCGUUCUAUUUUUGUGUGUGACGGUUCUGUCCGGCAAAAGGAUUUGAUUUUCCAUUUAAUUUUGAUGAUUUUCCUUUAAAUAUCGCCGGAUAUACACCAACAUCCUCCCGAUUGCGAAAAAUAUUAAGAUGCAGAACGGAGAAGAGACAGCGGCGCCGGCCGAAAACAUCCCGGCAGUAGUUCCCGAAGAGGUGACGAAGCAAUCCUUCCGGAUCAAAGUAUGGCGUCACUUGGAGAACAACAGUCUGGCCAUGUUCCCCCGCCCUGUCUACAAUCGGAUCCCCAACUUCAAGGGAGCCCCCGAGGCAGCCGCGAGGUUGGCUGAACUGGAUGUUUUCAAGAAUGCCAACACUGUAAAAGUGAACCCGGAUAAACCACAGGAGUCAGUCAGAGUGAUAUGUUUGGAGCAGCAAAAGACUCUAUAUGUGCCCGUGCCACGGCUGCAGACUGGCUUCCUCAACAAGAUCGUACUGCCGGAAGGUGAACCCGGCCCUACCGCGUACCGUAAAGCCGUGUCACGUAAUGGCAUGGAGGUCUACGGACAGCCUAUAGGUAUUGAAGACACGGUGACCUUGGACUUGGUUGUAAUGGGCUCUGUGGCUGUCUCCAAGGAGGGUUACCGUAUUGGUAAAGGAAGAGGUUACGGCGAUUUGGAGUUUGGUCUUAUGAUGCAUAUGAAAGCUAUCAAGCCAAACACAUUGGUGGCGACCACUGUUCACGAUUGCCAGGUAUUCGAUACAUUCCCAGCGCAGUUGUUUGGUCCUCAUGAUGUGCCCAUCGAUCUUAUUGUCACGCCAACACAGGUGAUAGAAACGCAGCGCAUGAGCCAGCGGCCGACUGGCAUACUGUGGCACUUGCUGUCCAACAGACGUGUGCAACUCAUGCCGAUACUCGGACAACUGAGAGAUAUUGAAAUGCUUACUGGUCGCGCUUGCACACUGAAGGAAGUGGACACGGACGUGGAGGAGCGUCCUCAGGGCCGGCCGCGUCGCCCGCGACGUCGCACAAGAUCCACCAAGAGUCACAGCGAGGGAGAGGGUGGUAAUACCACCGAAGGUGAGGAAGCAAAGAUCGGCAAAGCGCGUCGUGCAGCACGUCGCCGACACAGCACCAAGUCUAAAGACGGCAAAGAGGGCAAGGACAACGAGAAGCCGCGCCGCCCGCGCAGACCCAGGCCGGAUAUUGAAUUCUCUGUCAAGAUAUCAAACAUCAGUCCAACGACACGUGUACGCGAUCUCAAGCAGGCGCUGUCUGAGCGCGGCGUCAAGCCGCAGAUCAUGGUCUGGAAGGGCUUCCGUGGUUUCUGUUAUCUGCACUUCUUUAAACCGGUUCCUCAAAAAGGCGAAGGCGACAGCGCGCCUGCGAUCAAUAUGGACAGCGUGCUGAAUGCGCUGGCGCAGAUGUCGCUGGGCGGCAGCGGGGGCGGCGCGGGCGCGGCGGCGGGCGGGGCGGGGGGC
Molecule: messenger RNA, 1502 nt
Organism: Papilio xuthus (Asian swallowtail)
Lineage: Eukaryota; Metazoa; Arthropoda; Insecta; Lepidoptera; Papilionidae
Gene: lost
Product: methenyltetrahydrofolate synthase domain-containing protein lost
Exons: 12
Cellular component (GO): cytoplasm
Source: RefSeq, a predicted model, not a curated record